AUGCGAAAUGUCCGCUCCGCACUUCGUGCAGUCUUACUCUCAACAACCCAAUACCCAACCUUAAUGAUAGCCAUUGAGUUUGAAGACUGGCAAUGGCACUACCACAUUUCCACCACCUUCUUCAUAUGUGUGAUAGUGCCAACGCUUUACUAUGUUUAUGCGAGAUAUAUUUCGAAAAGCCCCAACCGAUACAAUAAAAUUGAGGCACCAUUGAAGAUUCAAAUGCCGAUUCCCGAUGAAGCCAAGCCACAUUGGAAGGGAAAGAGGUUAUAUUCUGGGAAGAAAACAUUGAGGGUGCCCAGCGAACCCAAUAAAAUACAAAGUUUUUGCCCUGCAACGGGCCAAUCGUUGGGUACUUUUGACACCACUUCAAGACAAGAUUUAGAUGAGAAAAUAGCGCUUGCAAGUAAGGCACAACAAAGCUGGAGCAAGUCGGCAUUUACCACAAGAAGAAGAGUGCUCCGGACUUUAAGUCGCUAUAUCAUUGACCACCAGGAAGACAUAGCCCGAGUAGCAUGUCGAGACAGUGGAAAGACAAAGUUGGAUGCGCUGAUGGGAGAAAUCAUGGUUACCCUCGAAAAACUCAGCUGGAUAAUAUCCAAUGGAGAGAAGGCGUUGAGACCUUCUCAGAGACCGGGUCCCUCGAAUCUUUUGAUUGGGUUGUUGAAAAAUGGUGAAGUAAGAUACGAACCACUUGGAGUAGUUUCGGCCAUAGUGUCUUGGAACUACCCAUUCCACAACCUUAUGGGUCCAUUGAUUGCAUCUAUUUUUACUGGCAAUGCUAUCAUCAUCAAAUGCAGCGAGCAAGUAGUAUGGUCGUCAACUUGGUUCGUUCAGUUGGUCCGCAAGGUGCUCACUGAGCUUGACAUCGAUGAAAAUUUGGUACAAUUGUGCUGCUGCUUUCCCGAAGAUGCCGACUAUUUCACUUCACAUCCAGGAAUUUCGCAUAUAACAUUCAUUGGCUCAAAGCCUGUGGCUCACAAAGUAUUGGAGAGUGCAUCGAAGCAGAUUACACCUUGCGUCAUAGAACUUGGAGGAAAAGAUUCCGUCAUUGUUUUGGAUGACGUUAAGGACUUUGACGCAUUAUCGUCCGUCAUUAUGAGAGGUACAUUUCAGAGCGCUGGCCAAAAUUGCAUUGGUAUCGAGCGAGUAAUUGCAUUGCCCAAGGCUUACAACAGCCUUGUGGAGAUAUUGAGCUCCAGAGUCAAAAGUUUGAGAGUUGGGUCUGACAUCGACCAAUUAGAUGAGAUUGACAUGGGCGCUAUGAUAUCAGACAACCGGUUUGAAGAAUUGAAGGAACUUAUAGCCGACGCAAUUAAUAAAGGUGCUAAAUUGGUAGCUGGCGGAUCUCAAUACCAGCACCCCAAUUAUCCACAAGGAAGCUACUUUGAGCCCACACUCUUGGUGGACGUUACUGAGGAUAUGAGGAUCUUUAAGGAAGAAGUCUUUGGCCCCAUCCUCACUAUCAUAAGAGCAGACAAUGCCGAUGAUGCGGUGCGACUUUCCAACUCCAGUGAAUAUGGACUUGGAAAUUCGGUAUUCGGAAAACUUUAUAGUGAGUGCAAUGCAAUUGCAAACAGAUUGCAGAGCGGAAAUGUUGCUAUUAACGACUUUGCUACGUUUUACGUGGCCCAACUACCAUUUGGAGGAAUUAAGAAAUCAGGCUUUGGAAAAUUUGGUGGAGAAGAAGGCUUAACUGGUUUGUGUGUAGCCAAGUCUGUCGUCAUGGAUAAGCCAAUAUGGCGUUAUUUGGGUGUUGCUACUGCCAUUCCUCCUCCAAUUGACUACCCUAUAAAGGAUGACAAAAAAGCAUGGAACUUCGUCAAGAAUCUUAAUGGAGCAGGCUAUGACAACCGGUUGUGGAAGGUGGUCAAUGCCUUCAAAGAACUAGCUAAAAGUAGCAAAUAA
Molecule: messenger RNA, 1908 nt
Organism: Meyerozyma guilliermondii ATCC 6260
Lineage: Eukaryota; Fungi; Ascomycota; Pichiomycetes; Serinales; Debaryomycetaceae
Gene: MSC7
Product: meiotic recombination directing protein
Exons: 1
Coding region: 1-1908 (635 amino acids)
Molecular function (GO): aldehyde dehydrogenase (NAD+) activity
Source: RefSeq, a predicted model, not a curated record